Molecule: messenger RNA, 1745 nt
Organism: Adineta steineri
Lineage: Eukaryota; Metazoa; Rotifera; Eurotatoria; Adinetida; Adinetidae
Source: the annotation of a GenBank genome assembly
UAUUAAUUGUUGCUAAUGAUUUUAUAAAACCAUUAAAUAAUGCACGAAUUUUAAGUGAUUAUGAAAUCGAACAAUUAUUUAUUAAUUGGUAUAAUUUAAUUGCACUUAAUAGUAGUCUUCUAAAUGCUUUUCAUGAACAAGUAAAUUAUAAAGAAGAACUUUCUUCAUCAGAAAAUGGAGUUAUUAUGAGAACACCACGAUCAGCAUCUUUGUCAAAUAUACAAUUACUUGCACAGUUACCGGUAAGAAGUACGAUUAGUGAUCGUCAUCGUUCCCAUACACCUGAAAUAUUACAUUCUCCAUCUAUUCUUCGAAUAAAACAUCUUAGUGGAUUUCAUCAUCGUUCACCAUCGAGUCAUAAUUUAUCAAUGAAACAAAAUAUUGAAUAUAUGAAUGAUAAUAGUUCUCCUCCAACUCCAACAUUUCAACCACAUGGAUCAAUGAUAAUAAAUGAGUCGACAAAAAUUGGUGAAAUUCUUUGUUCAUAUUUACCAACAAUGACAAACGAUUAUUUUCGAUAUUGUAAUUCUCGUUCUCAAGCUAAUAAAUCAUUUCAAACAAAAGCCGAUUCAAAUGAACAAUUUCGUUCACAUUUACAAACUUUUCAAGACCAAACUGGUGGUUUAUCUUUAAAUGGUUUUUUAACAAAACCAAUUCAACGUGUUACACGUUAUCCAUUAUUAAUUGACAAAAUUCUUAAACAUACACCAACUGAUCAUUCAGAUUAUCAAUCAAUAAAACAAGCAUAUGAUUGUGCACGUCAUUUAAAUGAACAAAUAAAUAAACAGAUAAGUGAACAAGAAAGUAGUUCACGUUUAGAUUGGUUACAACAACAUUUAAUAUUUGGUAGUGAUGAGAAUUCUUCAGAUGGUUAUUUAUUUGAUGAAUUAUUAAAAUUUAAUUCUUUAAAUAAAUAUAAUAUACCAAGACAAUUGCUUUUAAAUGGUAUGAUAACAAAGAUGCCUAGUGGAAAAGAUCUAUUAGCAUUUUUAUUUAAUGAUUUUCUGUUAUUUUCAACUAUAAAAUCCUCGUCUAGUAAUUGGCAAACACAAUUAUUUGAACAAAAAACAAAUUUAUUAUUGAAAAUUUAUCGAAUGCCUUUAUUUUUAACUGAUAUUAUUAUUGCUAAUGAUUCACUUAAUGAUCAACUUACUUUUUCUAUUACAACAAAAAUCUAUGACAAACCAUUAGUAUUAAAAACACAACAAACAAAUGUUCGUACUUUAUGGGUAAAAGCAAUUAAUAAUGCUGUUGAAGAUUGUCAAGUAGCAGAAAAAUCUGUUCUAGCCGAUAAAGCAAUAUUUACAACUACUGAAAAUAAACGUGAUUCAAAAAUAGCUGUUGCACGUCUUCUUCUUGUUGUACAAGAAGCUUAUGAUUUAAUGCCAUCACAAACAACACUUGAACGACAUCGUUCUGUUGAUCCAUAUUGUGAAAUAACUGUGGGAUCAUUAACAUUAAAAACUCCAUUUAUUAAACGAACAAUUAAACCAAAAUGGAAUGCACCAAUGCAAUUUCUAUUGUAUGAUCUCGUUCAAGAUACUAUACAUAUUAAUAUAUUUGAUAAUGAAUAUUUUUCACCUAAUGAAAAUCUUGGUUAUACAACAAUUCAUCUUGCUGAUAUUCUCCCAUGUCCGCUUGAUAAAUUCCUACUACAACCUUCACUUCCAUUUACCCAAAGACUUUAUCUCAAUAAUGGAUCAUCCCUAGUAAUGAAAUGUGUUGUUCAACUUUUAACAUCAUAA